AUGAAGUUUAAUCAAACAUCCGUGGAUUCAUCUUUGGGUAGUCUUUCUGUAUCGUCCGCUGUCGAUCGAUCAUAUGACUCGUUCUUGAACAACGUGGAUACACAACCGGGUGCAUUACUUUCUGAACUUUUGUCAGAUUGUACACCACUUGAUUGCUUUGUUUCAAGCACUGUACAAUCAUCCAAUAUUCAAGAUAAUAUAUCUUUGUCACUUUAUGGAGUAUCAUCAUCUUCCAAUAAUAAUAAUGACAACAUUAAUAAUAGCAGUAGUAAUGGUAAUAAUAACAUUACGAAUACUAUUGAUGAUAUGAAUGGAAUUUAUGGUCCAAUAAAUCCUAAUUCACAUGAUUGCUAUCGAAAAAAUUCUACAAUUGAAUUAAAAUCUGAUCCAGAUAUAUCAUCUAAAUUUAUUCAAGAACAGUCCAAAGAUAGUGGUGUGCUGCCAGUGAUGUCGAAACUUGAUGAUUCUAUUAGAGAUUCAAUUUUCUCUGACCGUUAUGAUGCAGAUAAAAAUAACAGCACUAGUAAUAUCACUUCCACCACUAAUACUACUGCGGUUACUACUACGUCUACUUCUCCUACCACUACUACUACAACUACUACUUCUAUCAUUAUUAAUAAUAAUUAUUAUGAAUCAGAUGUUAAACACUAUACAAAUACAUCAUCAACAUUGAAUCAAUCUACCAUAGUUUCAUUAUCACUGACAACAACAAUAACAACAACACCGACACCAAUCAUAAACCAAGCCGCUUUAAUUGCAGCUGCCUUAGCGAAAGCAUCUGCAGACAAGACAAUGAAUGGUCCUUUCUCACUAAUUGAACGUAAUACUACCAUACCACUUAAUAAUAAUUUAGGAAUGAUGAAUAAUAAAUCACGUAGAAAUUCAUUAACAAUACCAAAUCAUAAUAUACAUUUAUCGUCAUUAGAUGAUCAAAGUAAAUUAAUUAGUCAAAAAACUUCUAGUUCUGAAAAACACUUCAUUGAACAAAUUAGUUCAAAUAAUGAACAAAGUCCUAAUCGUUUUCAUUCUUCAGAAGAAUUUGAUAAUCUAUUGGAUUCAAAUACGCCUAUAUUAGAUUUUACUUUCUCCGAUGUACAGUAUUGGUGUAGUGUCUUUUAUUAUGAAUUAAAUACUCGUGUUGGUGAUGCAUUUCACGCUGGUCGGCCAACGUUAACAAUUGAUGGUUUUACUGAACCGUGCUAUCGUUCUGAUCGAUUUAGUUUAGGCAGCUUAAGUCAUGUUAAUCGACCUUUGCAAGUUGAGAUGACUAGAAGACAUAUUGGUCGUGGGAUACGACUACAUCAUAUCGGUAGUGAAGUUUACCUUGAAUGUUUAAGUGAUGCUGCGGUUUUUGUUCAAUCACCCAGUUGUAAUCGUUUCUACAGUUGGCAUCCAGCAACUGUUGUCAAAGUUCCACCAAAGUGUAAUUUAAAACUUUUUGACAGUGCAGCAUUUGCUAGUCAAUUGGCUGAUAAUAUGUCACGUAGUUAUGAAUCUGUCUUUUCACUAACUCAUAUGUGUUCAAUACGUGUUAGUUUUGUAAAAGGUUGGGGAGCAGAAUAUAGAAGACAAACAAUAACCAGCACACCAUGUUGGAUAGAAGUACAUUUAAAUGGACCAUUAAAAUGGCUUGAUCGUGUACUUCGACAAAUGGGUUCACCUACACUUCCAUGUACAUCAGUGAGCUGAGAAAAUUUUUUUUGAAAGAAAACAACUAAAUCAGAACACACCUUAUCGAUCUCAUUCACCUGUUUUAUUGUAUUAUAUUGUUACUAUUAAUUAAUAAUCUUCACGGCUGGUAACUAAACACACAUACAUACACACGCACACGACCGCCAUCGACCCCAUCCUUAUCUGUUCA
Molecule: messenger RNA, 1861 nt
Organism: Schistosoma mattheei
Lineage: Eukaryota; Metazoa; Platyhelminthes; Trematoda; Strigeidida; Schistosomatidae
Source: the annotation of a GenBank genome assembly